Spodoptera exigua (beet armyworm) is the source of this 598-nucleotide messenger RNA. The record is from the annotation of a GenBank genome assembly. NCBI's taxonomy places the organism in Eukaryota, Metazoa, Arthropoda, Insecta, Lepidoptera, Noctuidae.
CAAUGUCAUACUUGUCAAACUCAAGGCACGCAGAACCACGUUGUUGUGUUUAUUUUGGAAUCGUCGUGCAUUACAAAGUAAAACGUAAAUAUGGCUCAAGGAAAAUUAAAAGUAAAAAGCAAAUUGCCAGCUGGAGCAAAGGCUAAGAAAAACAAGAAUAAGGCAGGUAAAGCGGUGACCAAACGUCCCAACGCGCCGGUAAAGAGUAAAACUGCCGCGCAACGGAAUAAGAUGAAGACGAAUGUUUCGAAGAUGGUGAAUGCUGCAGCUGAACAACAGUUGAGAGCACUGGCCACUAAUACCCCACAAUUGUCUGCGGCACAGCAACGAGUAGCUGCGGCUCCUACAGCACCUGCCCCCGCGAAAUAACCUUACUCCUAAACAAUGUUGUUUGUGUAAAUUAUUGAACGUUAUUUGUGAUGAUUCUAGUUCGUAUAACCGGGACAGUAAAUUCAAUUCAGUGAUGUGGAAUUAAAGACAGAUUUAAUAAAUAAAAACUAUACAUUUCUUGACUUAUUGGAAUAAAAACUGAUUACAAUGGAUUAGGCCAAGUUGUGUAAUAAUUGUUUCUGAUGGUCUAGGUAGGUAUAUAUUCAGC